Puntigrus tetrazona (Sumatra barb) is the source of this 1429-nucleotide messenger RNA. RefSeq lists its product as uncharacterized. NCBI's taxonomy places the organism in Eukaryota, Metazoa, Chordata, Actinopteri, Cypriniformes, Cyprinidae. The coding region runs from base 197 to 1060 and encodes 287 amino acids. The transcript has 6 exons. The record is from RefSeq and is a predicted model, not a curated record.
GCACCCUGCUGGAUUAUUCCGAUCUCCUGUCUUCUCCAGAUGUUACCUGAUGGACUGGAGCGGUGUGGAUUAUUGUGAUGUUGACGGCACCCAUUCACUUCUAUUACUGAGACACUGAUGCAGAGACAAACCUGAUGAAGAAACACACUCAUCUUAAUCUUCUACAGCAUGAUACUUUUUGGAAACCUGUGAAGAGAUGAUGAUGCAGAACAAGAUUCAGCUUGUUGUUUUUCUCGCAGGAAUCGUGUCGAAGGCGUCUGGAGAGCCGUAUCGGUUCGUCCUGAUCCAAGACCCAAAGACCUGGACAGAAGCUCAGUCGUACUGCAGAGAGAUAUACGUGGAUCUGGCGACGGUUCAGAGCGACGAAGACAGAGCCAAACUGAAGGAGGCAGCGAACGACGAGAACUUUCAGUCUUUCGCCUGGAUUGGUUUCUACUAUGAAGACCUCAGCUGGCGCUGGUCGUAUCAGCACACGGCCAUCAGCUUCAUGAAGUGGGAGUCCUGGGAGCCGGACUUGUCCAACACAAACGCGGCCUGCGUGACCGUCAAUAAAUUUGGAAAAUGGGACAAACAGGACAAGCUCCAGGACAAGUUUCAGUACAACGAAAAGAGCAUGAGCUGGAAUGACGCUCAAGCGUUCUGCAGGACGCACGAAAGAGACCUGGCCACCAUUACAAACGACGCAGAGAACACACGCGGCCGCGUGACGGGGUCUUCCGUGGAGUGGGUGAAGCGGGUCAGUACCAGCGCGGUUAAAGGCUGUGUGAGAGCCGACACCGACGGACUGAUGGCCGACGACAACUGUUCGCUUCCACUGCCCUUCUACUGCCGCGAAAACACCAAAAUACAGAGACUGAGGGUCACCGUCAAAUCAGACGGACAUCUGGACGAAUCGGCAGUGAGGGAGGCCAUAGACACGAAGAUGAAGCAGAUCUUCUUGGAGGAUGACAUCUACAGCAUGACGUGGAGCGUCCAACCUAACGGGAAGAUCUUCCAGCAGCAGAUCGAAAACACCUCACAGGAGACAGCGGCGGCGUGUGAAGAUGUCGGUCCGAUGUAACGGAUAACCAGACAGGAAUUUAUAAUAAAUGAGAUUUUAUGUUUAACACCAUCACUGAAGUCGUACAGCUGGUGAUUGGUUUUGCAUACAGUACAGGCGCUUAUGAACCUCAUUUAUAAAAGGCAUUUGAAAUAUUACUAUCAGUUUUUCGCACUAAAAAAAGUCAGCUGUACUUAGUGUCCAUGCAUGCAUUGGUUUUAAUCAAUGAAUCUAUCACAAAAAUAAUAGUCUAGUGUAUUAUUUUCAUCCUGCGACUGUGACGGUCUUGCCUGGGCGGCCUCUGCAAUGCUUUGUGAACUCUGCACAAUGGAGACAGUGUGUAUAAAUAGGGUUUCGCACGUUCGUUGAGAAUAAACCAUUCCACAGCAA